AGUGUGGGUUUGAAGCUCCUCUGUCCACUGCUGUCCACCACACAGCCGUCAUUAGUGAAUGAAAUGGAGGUGGUGGUGUGGCUGUGUUUCGCUCCUCUGCUCUGGUUUCUUGGUAAAUGCCACGGGCAAACUCAGUUCCUUUACAUGGCUAGGUAUAAAUCAGGGUUGAUUUCCUGUGAAGAAAACAAAUGGAAAGUGAGCACAAAGUCUAACAAGAUUGACCCGAAGCGUCUGGUACAGUGUGACCGCAUCAAGAUUGAGCUUGAUGUUGAUGAUGAUGAUGAUGAUGAUGAACUGGAAUUUUGCAGAAAUAAACCUCCACAGUCAAAGUGUGUUUGUACUCUAGAAGUAAAGAGUGGAUUUGUUGCCUGUGUUAAAUCUCUGGAUUCUGGACUCCUUUUUCCAUUCAAACCGUCUCCCAACGUCGUCUCUUCCUACAUAUUCGCUGCUCCAAACCGACUCAUAACAUCCACACCUGAGGAAACAUCUUCACUGACAGUACCUGAAGGUGGAUCAGUGAGUUUAAACUGUAGUUUCACCUUCACACAAAAAUAUAAUGGGGUGCCUUUUGUUGUUUACUGGAUUAAGUCUGUUGGAAAGAGCAGCACCUGUGUGUAUUCUUAUGAUUAUUCCAAGCAUCGUUCACCUCAGUACGGUCACCACUGCGCUGUGCAAAAAGAUCUGCUUAACAGGAUCUCAAACCCAACCAAAGGACAGAACAGUCACAACAUCAGCAUCAGUGAAGUGAUGGAGUCAGACAGCGGUCAGUACCUCUGCGCUGUACAAGUGGACCCAAUUAAUAAAAACACUGCUAAAGGAAACUGGAAGGUGAUAAAAAGAGUUACAGUUACUACUACAGGGAAAGUUAGAGAUGUUGAUCGUCUUAAGCCCUUAUAUGUUGCAGUUUCCAUAAUACUGUGUCUUCUGCUGAUUGUCUUGGUCGUGUUUAUAAGAAAGAAGUGCAUCACAUCACAAGGACGUCAGACUGGUCAAGAAAGAGAAGAAGCUCCUGACAUGGACUGUUCUCCAUAUGCUGUUGGAAAUGGUGAGGAGGGGAGUUUCUUUGGAUCUAAGACGGCUGAUCCAGGCCGUGAAGAAUCCACACCGUCUAUUGACCCUUAUUUAGUCGUUAGACUGAAUAGCUUUUAUGAAUCUGGGGCCUCAGGCAACUCCCCCAGGUCAAAUUAGAUUUGAUUGAUUUUCUAAGUUAACACAUCGUCUGUAGGACAUGCUUUAUUUUUUUUCAUAUUUUAGUGCAGAAUUUCUAUGUUCCUUGCUGCAUUUAACAUUUCAAGGGAAAAAAACAUAAACAAAAAACAUUUUUUAUUUCAUCCCAAAGUGUUAAAUUCAACAA
Molecule: messenger RNA, 1354 nt
Organism: Pygocentrus nattereri (red-bellied piranha)
Lineage: Eukaryota; Metazoa; Chordata; Actinopteri; Characiformes; Serrasalmidae
Exons: 8
Coding region: 64-1188 (374 amino acids)
Source: RefSeq, a predicted model, not a curated record